UGCUAAAUAUACCUGUUUUUCAAACCCAACUCCCAAUGCUAUAUCAAACCACCCUUUUCUUUUUCCUCACUCUCUUGCCUCUCAUUCAUUCCUCAACCAAAUCAUGGGUUGCUGCAUUAGCAAAUGCAAACCCAACAAAAACUCUCUUGAUCAAUUCAACAAACACCUUCAAGACAAACUUGUCAUCUCUCAUCAACAUCAUCAACCUCUACCACCUCAUUCUCCAACAACACCAACCCUUGCUUAUCCUUCAAACAAAAUCUCACUUUCACCUCUAUCACCUCCAUCACCAACCUCUUCAGUUUCUUCCUUCACAUGCACUACUUCUUCCAACACCAUCUCAUCUUCAAGCUCCAAUUCAUUAUCAUCUUUAACCUCCAAAGAUAGAUCCUUCUCCAAUGAGUAUCUUUGGUCAUGCUACAAGGAGAAUCCACACAUCAUCACUCGCAUCAAUUCCCUCUCGGAAUCUUCUCCUCUUUCCUUCAUCCCCACCAAACCUAAAAAGAUCGUAAACCCUUCACCAACUAAGGAAAACAUGCCACAGAAAAGAGUUCGAUCGAAUUCACCGACGAAUCUUACUCGACAGAAGAGUUUCAGAAAGGAAGUGGAAUUAUUACCAAUGAGGCCUAAUAGAAUGACGGGUUCACCUUCUCCAAGCCGGAGAUUCACCAUCUCAGACAACAGUGUUUCGAAGCGAAUAAGUAAUACGAAUAACAGUCCCAAUGUUAGUGUUGCUCAUUAUUCCCGUUCAGUUAAUUCGUCUUCUUCGAUAAGGAAAGAAGGCCUUAAAGCAACGAUCUCUAGUCCGAAUCCAAACAACAGUUUGCGACGGAUUCAUUCGUCUGGUUUGAAUUUUAGGCAGAGAGAAACCAUUGUUAAGGAUGUGGUUGCUAGUCAUAAUCACAAUGUGGAUUCAACAGUUAUGGAAGAUGUUGAUAAUCCUCUUAUCUCAUUGGACUGUUUCAUCUUUUUGUAGAAAACAGUGUGUCCUCUUCCUCUAUUUUUUUUGUUUGAUUUGGUGUUUAUACAUAGUUAAGAACCGGUUCUCUAUGUUUUUCUUUGAUUUUUUUUCUUUUACCUUUCUUUUUGGGGCUUGUUGAUUGUUGAAUAUAAAGGUUUAUUCUUUACUAGAAUUGAAGCUUGUAAGGUUGAUGAAAUUUGUGUUUCUACCUUUUAAUUAUAUAUGAUUAAAGAUACAGUUUUGUGUUCUGGU
Molecule: messenger RNA, 1213 nt
Organism: Vicia villosa (hairy vetch)
Lineage: Eukaryota; Viridiplantae; Streptophyta; Magnoliopsida; Fabales; Fabaceae
Exons: 1
Coding region: 104-976 (290 amino acids)
Source: RefSeq, a predicted model, not a curated record